Molecule: messenger RNA, 681 nt
Organism: Suillus paluster
Lineage: Eukaryota; Fungi; Basidiomycota; Agaricomycetes; Boletales; Suillaceae
Exons: 1
Coding region: 1-681 (226 amino acids)
Source: RefSeq, a predicted model, not a curated record
AUGGUCUACCAAGCGCCGCAGGCAGAACGCUUACCCAACGAAGUUCAGUUCUCGCUUGGUGGAUUCACGCGGAUCACCCAGCGCACAAGCUUAUGUCCCGCUCUACCGGGUGUGACCGGAACAAGUCGUCGCGAAGAGAUGCAAAGGAAUCUUGCCUCCCACAGCAUGAGUUUGGAGAUGGGCGCAGGCGCAGGGAUGGUUGGUACAGCUAUGGGAGUGAGCAGUGAAUUGAUUGGUGGGCUGGGGGAUAUCUAUGCGGUGUAUAACCCCUUCCACGGACCUUACCACCCUGACUAUCUCGGUCAAAAAUGGGUGCCACCUAGCAUGGCGGGUGUCAGUGCUGUCUCGAUCGCUGCUUUGCCGUUUUCUGGUGUUGGUAGUGUCAAUGGGGAAGCGACCUCUAAUUCGUCUUCGUCCAAUGCCUGUCCGACGACCAGAAAUGCUAACAACGGGAGCAAUGCCAGUGCUGAUUUGAAUGCAAAUACACACACGAGUGCAACUUGUCGUACUGUCAGCGUGGCAAAGCCACCGAGCAGCGCGGUGUCGUACUCCUCAUAUGGAGGAGACAGUUUCGCAACGGAGUCAGGCACGACCUGCACUGGUGCCAUUCUUCGUCCCCGUGACGAGGCAGCAUGGACGUCCCAUUUAAGAACCCUGCUCAAAGGGGGGUCAAAUCCAUAG